Messenger RNA from Spodoptera exigua (beet armyworm), 774 nucleotides. Lineage: Eukaryota; Metazoa; Arthropoda; Insecta; Lepidoptera; Noctuidae. The record is from the annotation of a GenBank genome assembly.
AUGCCGCUAAUGCCGCAGGACAGAGGACUGAGUACCCGUGCAAUGUCAGAAGCGCAGCGUGUGAGGGAAGAGGGUGCUGCAGCUCAAACCAGCGAUGCAGAAGCCAAGCCUGUGCAGGUGGAUCUUCUGCUACAGCUGCAGCAAAUGAUGGCAGAGCAAGCGCGCCGCCAAGAAGAGCAAGCGCGCCGCCAAGAAGAGCAAGCGCGCCGCCAAGAAGAGCAAGCGCGCUGUCAGGCAGAACAGCUACGGGAGCUGAAAGAAGAGCAAGUGCGCCGCCAAGAAGAGCAAGCGCGCCGCCAAGAAGAACAAGCACGCUGUCAGGCAGAACAGCUUCGGGAGCUCAAAGAAGAUCAAGCUCGCCGCCAAGAGGAGCAAGCGCGUCGCUUGGAAGAGAUGCACAAGGAUUUCACGAAGGGACUCCAAAGGCUGUCGAACGGGUACAAGAAGUGGAGGAAGGGAAGUGACAAGCCCAAGUUCCGGUCGACUCCGUCAAUGAUUGAAGGCACGCUUCUCCAAGCGUUCAUUGACGGUAUUCGGGACCCCGAAGUACGAGCUGCUGUUCAUCUGGGCCAUCACAAGAACAUGAAAGAAGCUCUGACCCAUGCAUUGGAAGUGGAAGCCGUGCGUGGCAACUCCCGUACCUUACGUCUGCGGGAAAUGACGACAACGGAGCAGGUACCUCCACGCCGUCAGAACUUCAUGUGCUAUGGAUGUGGAGAGCACUGGUUGGCGAGGUAUUACGGCAGCAACGAUGCUCGGGACGAGCGAAUCUAA